Saccharomyces kudriavzevii IFO 1802 is the source of this 690-nucleotide messenger RNA. It is a transcript of the gene CSE4, whose product is annotated as centromeric DNA-binding histone H3-like protein CSE4. The transcript has a single exon. NCBI's taxonomy places the organism in Eukaryota, Fungi, Ascomycota, Saccharomycetes, Saccharomycetales, Saccharomycetaceae. The record is from RefSeq and is a predicted model, not a curated record. Gene Ontology annotation, cellular component: nucleosome. Bases 1 to 690 code for a protein of 229 amino acids. Gene Ontology annotation, biological process: rRNA transcription. Gene Ontology annotation, molecular function: protein heterodimerization activity; DNA binding; structural constituent of chromatin.
AUGUCAAGCAAACAGCAAUGGGCUAAUUCGGCCAUUCAAAGUGAUUCGAGUGGAAGGUCACUCAGCAAUGUGAACAGGCUAGUAGAAGAUCAACAGUCUAUUAAUGACCGUGCACUAUCUUUGUUACAAAGAACAAGAGCAAGAAAAAAUCUUUUUCCAAAAAGAGAAGAAAGAAGACGAUAUGAAGGUCCACAAGAUGACAUGAUUUUUGAAGAAAACCAUGAAGGCCAAGCGGAAAACUUGGAAACAGAGACAGAAAACGAGGAUGAACGUGAAAUGGAAACAGAGGUUCCAGACGCUACCCGAACACAUUCAUACGCUCUAGAUAGAUAUGUUAGGCAGAAAAGGAGACAAAAACAAAUGAAGCAGGGUUUGAAACGCGUAGAAAAGAAAUACAGUCCCAGUGAAUUAGCUCUGUACGAAAUCAGAAAAUAUCAACGUUCUACAGAUUUGCUUAUCUCUAAAAUUCCAUUUGCAAGACUGGUAAAAGAAGUUACAGACGAGUUUACAACUAAAGACCAAGAUUUGCGCUGGCAAUCGAUGGCGAUCAUGGCGCUACAGGAGGCAAGUGAAGCAUACUUGGUGGGGCUAUUGGAGCAUACCAACCUACUUGCGCUGCAUGCGAAGAGAAUAACCAUAAUGAAGAAGGAUAUGCAACUAGCAAGGAGAAUUAGAGGACAGUUCAUUUAA